This is a messenger RNA of Leptosia nina, 1278 nucleotides long. Lineage: Eukaryota; Metazoa; Arthropoda; Insecta; Lepidoptera; Pieridae. The record is from the annotation of a GenBank genome assembly.
AUGUUUUGCUGUAAAGAACUAAAACUACUCUAUGCCAUUGUUGUUCUAUUACUCGAAGCGGAUUUGUUAGUGAGCACAGGUGCUAUGGAGUCGAAGACGUCUUCCAUAAUGGUUACUCAGAACCCGGAUGACUUGCGGUCGCUAGAAGUGUGCACGACAAGGAACCAGCAGAGGUUGGGUAGUGUUUUCGGUAACUUCACGAGACAUCAUAAGAAAGGCCACAGAAGAAGAACAACAUCAACCAGCACAACAACAGAAGCAACAAUGUUUACAACAACAGAUGAAACAGAGCAUACAACAAAUGUUUAUAGCACAGCAUAUCCCCAGCUACCAAAACCACUUCGGCUCUCCGUCAUAGAUGAAUACGAUUCUGUACAAAGCAUAGAUAAUAUAAUUGACGAAGAAACACAUCAAAGACAUAAACACGAUAAGUUAGAUAGAGAAGUAGAGUUAGAAAUGGACGACGCAGUACUGCCUAAAUCUUUAAAUAAAGUUAAGAAAAUGUAUAGAGACUCAGCCGCAUCAGCGGUUAAUAAACUAAGUGGUAAAGUAAGCAAGAACGGAAUAUUUUUGACUGAGAAUUGUACGACUGUGAUCGCGCAAAUCGGUACGACGGCCAUCUUACACUGUGAAGUUAGCGAUAUCACUGAAAAUACGGUGACCUGGAUACGGCGGAAAGACUACUCACUCUUGUCUGUUGGUCUGGUAACUUAUAGUGCAGAUAGCAGGUUUUUCUCUGCGCAUGGAAGACAUGUUAAGGACUGGGCGUUACAUAUACGAUUCGCAACGUCAGCCGACGCGGGCUACUACGAAUGUCAAGUUCCUACACAUCCGCCGACCAGCAUUUUCUUCAAACUCGUACUAGUUGCGGCGUACGCAGAAAUAGUCGGCGAGUCCGAGAAAAUAAUUCACGAAGGGUCUAUGUUGAAACUGGUCUGCGUAGUGAAGAGGUCUACAGAACCGCCUUCAUACGUCUUCUGGUACUUCGAGAACAGAAUGAUUAAUUACGAUUUGAAUGGCGUUAGUGUCCACAAUGGUAGGCAUACCAGCGAACUAAUGAUCGGAAAGGCAGAGCCAAGACACGCUGGAAACUAUACCUGUGUUCCAGCAAAUGCUCGGGCGGCAUCAGUUACAGUACAUGUAGUACAAAGUGAAACACCAGCAGCGAUGCAGCACGGCAACAAUUCUACAGCAAAAAAUAAUGUUCAUUCACAACUUCUUGUUAUUCUGUUGUCUUUAAGAAUAAUCAUUUGGCAGAUCUCGCAAGAUUUUGGAUAA